ACACUCACGUCCCAUAUCCCAACAAUGAAGGACGUCGACCGUUUGUGUGAACCAGAUUGCGGAGCCCUAGGAGCCCUAGGCUGUUUUCGGUUGCUUGCCAAAGCAUUUGCUAUGAUGUCAUAUACACCAGCGAUUCAAACCAUGGCUGGCCCAAAUUCGCUAUAAGGCUCCUCACUCACUACCAACUUGUAUCGCAUCCACAAUGGACUCCCUUCCAGUUGAUAUGUCAAAUCCUGCUGUACAAGAGUACCUUUCUCUUGUUCGCUUGCAGGUCUUGACUCCCCUCUCGCUUUUGAUUAACAUCGCCACCGUACUUGUCUGUACUGUAAUAGUCAAGCCAUCUAUCGGAGGCAUAACCGACCUAUAUCCAACAUCCAUUUCUCCGAAUCCUGCUUUAAUAGCAGUGUAUGUUCUUGCAAUAUAUGUCGGCCAGGUCGGUUACUGUGUCCUCCUCGUCCUCGCCAGAAAACCUGAGACAAAGAAAGCAAUGGUGAAGGCAGUCGGCCUUAGCCUUGUCCUCGCAAACUGGUUCAUGGCUCUAUGGGCUAUCGCAUGGGUGUUGCAGUUUUUCCUGGUUUCCACCAUCUUCCUGGGACUUAUUCUACUCUUACUCAUCUAUUCCAACAUUGCUUUGCUUACCUAUCACCCACCCUCUUCCGACCGCCCACUGGAUAUCGCCCUCGUACACGCGCCUCUUCGCCUCUUCCUCAUCUUACCCCUCUCACUCAUGUUUCCAUAUUCGCUAUUCAUAACUUUAGGUCUUUCUUAUGCCCCGGAUCUUCCACAAGAUUACACACUGCACCAGUGGUCGGGAUUUGGCGUUUCGUUUGGCGUCAAUCUUCUCGGACUUGCUGUAGUCAUCACCAGACGAGACAUCGUCUGGGCUGUGGCCGCAACUUGGAUUUGUGCAAGUAUAUGGAGCGCGCGGCCCAAACCUGCUCCCGUUAUUAUCGUAGUCAUCCUAUUUACUGUGCUUCACCCACUAGGCCUGUUGGCCUCCAUGAUUUAUAAUCGUUUCUAUAGUAAACAACAUGGAAGAAUUGCUUUGCCUUCUGACGAAAACGAGAAUACACAACACGAACAUGGAGGAGAAAGGAGGGGCCCAAGAGAAGUGGACGUAGAAGCUUUGUGGGGCUGAGCGGAUCUUCGUUGGGUUUCGCUGACGCUUUUAUUUCAUAAUGUGCAGGUGUGCAGACACCAGAAUACAAAUUCACCUGCAUAAAAAAAAACUUACUCGCUAUUUUGUUGGUUCGAAAUGCAACUGUCAUGUUGAAACUUUGCAUCCAAUAUGCCAGUAUCAUAAAGACAAA
Serpula lacrymans var. lacrymans S7.9 is the source of this 1310-nucleotide messenger RNA. RefSeq lists its product as uncharacterized. Lineage: Eukaryota; Fungi; Basidiomycota; Agaricomycetes; Boletales; Serpulaceae. The record is from RefSeq and is a predicted model, not a curated record. The transcript is spliced from 6 exons. The coding region runs from base 203 to 1138 and encodes 311 amino acids.